AUGCAAGGCGUGCUUGCCCAAAUAUUCUGGGCAUUUGUUGGCCUGAUCUUGAGACAGUCUUAUGCGCAACAGCCGGAUGAAUGUGCGAGGGUUCACGCCAUAAUAGCGCGGGGCCAAGGUGGCGGCGACGAUUUCAACGUGAUGAGCACACUUUCAGACCUGAUUCUCCAGCAGAUCCCGGGCUCAACCACUGUUGGCUUACCAUACGAUCAUGCGAAUGUGCUGAGCAAUGAUGCCAAGCGGCUCACAGUCCACGAUGGCGCAGUUCUGAUGCAAGAGUUUAUUGAGGAGUAUAUCGAAAGCUGCCCUGAGACUAAGUUUGUAGUAGUUGGCUAUUCACUGGGCGCGAUUGUCAUGAUGGAUGCCAUUUGCGGAACCAGCCAGGUUGGGUUUCUCUUCGUCGCUCCCAUUGAGCCAAGCUACAACGAGUCAACUGCCAUUGCAUAUGGCGAUGAAACAUACCUGCCCGGAAUGCCCUGGAAUGCGGGGAAUUGUACGCUCGGUAUAGGGCUGACUCCUCGUAUGAAUGCCGCAUUGUGUGAUCCAUUCGGCAGCUCUCUACAUAGCUAUUGCGAUUAUGGCGAUGAACAAUGCUGCUCGCCCUACCCAGCAGAUGGAAACGCCGCCCAUCAUACCUAUGUCAAAAAAUAUAAUCAAAAUGUGGUGGACUUCAUCAAAUACCGACUUGCAACGUUCAGAGCGUGA
Messenger RNA from Penicillium nucicola, 705 nucleotides. RefSeq lists its product as uncharacterized. The record is from RefSeq and is a predicted model, not a curated record. The coding region runs from base 1 to 705 and encodes 234 amino acids. Lineage: Eukaryota; Fungi; Ascomycota; Eurotiomycetes; Eurotiales; Aspergillaceae. Gene Ontology annotation, molecular function: hydrolase activity. The transcript is spliced from 4 exons.